AUGCAAAAGCAAAUCCAGGCAGAAGAGAACAGCACAGCAGUCCUGGAGUUCACCCUGGAGGGCUUCCCUGCAGUCCAGCACCUGGGGAAGGUCCUCUUCCUGCUGCACCUGCUGGCCUACCUGGCCUCUGUCACGGGGAACUCGCUCAUCAUCACCAUCACCUGGGCUGACCGCCGCCUCCACACCCCUAUGUACUUCUUCCUCAGCACUUUCUCCUUCUGUGAAUGUGGUUUCAUCACCACGGUUAUUCCUAAACUCCUGACCAUCUUUCUGUCAGGGAGACAGACGAUUUCCUUUGCUGCCUGCUUCACACAAGCAUUUGCUUUCGUUUUCCUGGGUGCAACUAUUUUUUUCCUGAUGGCCAUCAUGUCCCUGGAUCGAUUCCUGGCCAUCUGCAAACCUCUGCACUACCCCACCAUCAUGAACACAAGGACGUGCAUCCUGCUGGUCACUGCCUGAUUCUGUUUGGGAUUUCUGCUUAUGGUGAUUCCGGUCAUAAAGCUGUCCCAGCUGUCCUUCUGUGGCCCCAAUGUCAUUCCUCACUUCCUCUGUGAUUUGGGACCCUUGACAAGGCUCUCCUGUCCUGAAAGCAGAUCUAUUGAAAUGUUGUUCUACAACCACGCCUUUGUUAUCAUUUUCACAUCCUUCCUCAUCACUGUCCUCGCCUACAGCAACAUAGUGUUCACGAUCCUGCGCCUCCCAUCAGCUAAGGAGCGGAAGAAAGCCUUCUCCACGUGCUCCUCUCACCUCAUUGUCCUCUCUCUGAUGUAUGGCAGCUGCGCCUUCAUCUAUGUGAAGCCAAAGAGAAUGAGCAGACUGGACAACAACCGAGAGGCUGCUCUGGUGAACACGGUGGUGACCCCUCUGCUGAACCCCGUCAUCUACACCCUGCGUAACAAGCAGGUGCACCAGGCACUGAGGGACGCUCUGUCCAAGGUGAAGCUUCAGAAAUAG
Cavia porcellus (domestic guinea pig) is the source of this 954-nucleotide messenger RNA. RefSeq names its product olfactory receptor 6C75-like. Gene Ontology annotation, biological process: G protein-coupled receptor signaling pathway. Gene Ontology annotation, molecular function: G protein-coupled receptor activity; olfactory receptor activity. Lineage: Eukaryota; Metazoa; Chordata; Mammalia; Rodentia; Caviidae. Gene Ontology annotation, cellular component: membrane. The transcript has a single exon. The record is from RefSeq and is a predicted model, not a curated record.